Molecule: messenger RNA, 9535 nt
Organism: Porites evermanni
Lineage: Eukaryota; Metazoa; Cnidaria; Anthozoa; Scleractinia; Poritidae
Source: the annotation of a GenBank genome assembly
AUGGGUGUUGAACAGUCCAUUCAUGUACGUCAGGGAGGGGUGAACUCACUUUUUGAGCGCGCGCUUCUUGAUGCUCUGCGUGAAGCAGCAGAGGAAUCACAAAUACCCUCUGAACAGUUUGAGCAUGCUUGGGAUCCAGAGGACUGCUCCCCAAAGUUCAGAGUGUUGCGUGACAGGCUGACAGCUAGACGACUGCCCUCUCCUCUCACUACAGACGCCAUAAGAGGUAUGUUUACUAUUCAAGAAAUUCCUCUUCCUCAAAAGCAGUUCAGAACCAAGAGAUAGCUAGGGAUGUGCAACAAUUCUAUUUUACGCUAAGCCUGAUUCUCGUUGAGAAAACUCGUCUUCCUUGUUCAAUUUGCGGAAUUUUUUUUUUUUCGAGCUUGUCUAAAGACGUUCUGAAAACGUUAACGUACCAUUUUGAAUACUCAAGACUAGGAUAGACUGAUAUAUUUUGGACCAAGAGAAGAGUUUCUUUCCGUACUUUGCAUCCCCCUUGGACGAAGAGUUUUUCGGUGCCACAUUGCAGCCCCCCAAAAUAUAAUAAUACAAUGAAUAGAUAAAUAAUAAAAUAACUCAAUAAAAUAACUAAAUAAAUAAAUCAGUCAGCCUUUCUUUCUUCUACUUAUUUGUCGGCCGACCUACGUUGUAGGUGUAGAAUAUGAAUUGUUGGUUUUAUUAUUAGCCUUGAUUUAUCUUUCUUUUUUCGUUAAACCAGGGAAGAAAGGUUACAGACAAGGCCGACAUGUGUGGGAAAUAACGUGGGAAGAAGACGAACGGGGAUCGAAUGCAGUCAUUGGAAUAGCUACGCCUCAGGCACCUCUCCAGUGCCUCGGUUACAUCCCCUUAGUAGGGUCGAACUCACAAUCAUGGGGAUGGAAUUUAAGUAAGAAAGUGUCCUUUCACAAUGGGCAGGAGACAUCCUAUCCAGCGAAUUUUCCAACUUUUGUAGUACCAGAUACGGUAUAUGUUAUACUUGACAUGGACAAUGCCACGCUGAGGUAAUCCAGUCAAUAUGUUUUAGCGUUUUACUUAACUGAAAUAUCUCUACUGUUGUUUAGUUUUUGAUCUUUUCUUGUUAUUAUCUUCUCGCCAGCUGGAAAGUGAUAUUCCUCUUUCGAGUGCGCGCUUGUUCUCCUCGCACUAUUCGGCAGAUUUAGCAGAGACAACGUGACGACAGAGACGACCGCGGGAGCAAAAAAACCAAAACAAAACAAAAACAAAAACGAAUUGACCAAUGACAGCUGGAGAGGCAAAUUGCGAGUACGAGAAGUCGCUUUCCGGCCUUUCAGCCUGCUCUCGUGCUCUCGUUUGGUGUUAUCUUAGCUAAACUUGCCUAAAAUAUGAUGGAAACUCACUUGGCGGCCGUUUGACGGUAAUUUCCACAUAAACUAUUUUUCGCGGUCUUGCCCAGUCGACCCGCCUCUUAAGGCACACACACCGUGCCGUUAAUUAUUAUUUUCGAGAGAAGACACAAAGGUUGUAAUUAUGGCUUUAUAUCUUGUCUUUCCCUCUCUCCGCUCCAUGGCUCCUCUUUCAGAUGAUUAUUUUUCUCUUCCCGCCUCAUCCAACCCAACUCUAUCUCGGGUGUCUUUCAUCCAGAAGAGGCUGCCAGUUUUUACCAACCUUAUAUAGGAGAGUGGGCUGGUUGGCUGUAAAUAGACUACUCUCUGAGAGAGACAUCUUUGGUUGAAAUUUCAUGAUUUACAUUGCAUUGCGGUUAGAUCGAUGGACUUGCAACCAGGGAGGACUCGAGUUCAACUCCCGCUCUUGCCUCAAGCUGGAUUUUGUUUCUCGGUAUUUCCGACUUCAAAUCCUUGCCCGCCCUUGCAAAAUAGUCGGGAUUCUUCCCCUGUUAAUGUGUAAUUGGAUGCCUUUUAAUUAUUCUUGAAACGUCCCUUAAGUGGAGAGGACACAGAGACUUAACAUCUUUCGAGAGAACUGGGCUAGGUUGUUACUGACUCAAAAUUUUGAAUAAGAUGUCGUUUCACCCCAUGAUUCCACGUGUAAGUACACCUGCCAGUUGACCAAGAUUAGAAGGACAUCAUUACUGCAGUUUCGCAUUCUGAAACUGAUGUUGUAUUAUUCUUUGCAUUCUAAGCUUUGCUACAGAGGAAACACACCUGGGAGUUGCCUUCAGUAAUUUACCCCGUAACCCUCUGAUACCUCUUUGCCCAUGUGCAAGUGCUGUGUACGGCAACUGUGACAUCAAAAUGAAGUAUCUUGGACGUGGAGGUGGGUUAGUUGUUGAAAAAAGUAAAUGUAAAUUAAAUCUAUAACUUGUGACCACUCUCAUGAGCUGCAAGAUCGUUGUCGUUUCAUUGCCACAGAAUGCUUUAAAAGAUCUUUAAAAAUUUUUGAAAAUCUUAAACAUUGAAAACUCAAGAAAUGUUAAAAAACGAAUGUGAAUAAAUUAGUAAAAAGGAGAAUCCAUUUGCAACGGUAUUUAAAAACUACGAAUUUUCUUAAGGAUCAGAAUAACUUUUAACUUUAAAAUCAUCCACUGUAUAUUUCGAGCCGGUGUUAUUAUACGGUGUAGUCUUCGUCAAGCUAAAGGAGGUGGUUGGUUCUAGAGCAUUUUAUGGAGGAAUAGAAGAAUGUUGUUUUAAUUGCUUCAGUUCUGGGUUCUGGUAAGCGGUAUAAAUAAUGUUUUUGUUCUUGUAGAAUACUUGUCCUCAAACUUAAGUGAGUUGGUACCCUCAUUAGCGAUAGUCUGUAGCCGGAUUUUAUUUCAGUUAAACGUCUGUAAUUUGUUUUUGCCGGAGACUUAUAUUUAGCUGCUGUCCGUAUUAUCGGGGUAUCUGUUAUAGCGCGGUGCCCGCAAGACGAGAGUUGACCCUGUAUCAGGAGACUUCGUAAAAACUAUGCCAAAUAUAUCCAAAUACAAGUUAAAACGAACGCUGUAUCUACAGUAUGACGGAUAGCUUUUCAUGUCAACAUAAUCUGGCCUGGUAGGAACACAACGGUCUAGAACUGAAACACACUCAUCAAACGUCGUACCGGAGCGGUACUAAGUAGCUCUAGUGCACCAAAUCCUAAUCCUCAAACCUAGAUAUUUACUAACGCUUUUUUUCGGUUCCAUUCGUCGCUCCGAAUCAUUGCCACGGUUCCAAUACCAGAUCACACUGCCACAAAAAGUAGCAGAAAACCGUCCAAUAUGUGACAAUCCACUUUCACGAUCUGCGCAGCGCAGCCUCCCUCUUUUGCAAAAACCGCCGGUUGUUAUAUGGUUUUUGUACCGGCGCAUGCGCUAUUCGGUGUAUUGUAGACAAUAGCUGGACCCAAGUCAAAUUUAGAAGGAUUUAUGCGGAGUUAUCAGAACAUAACUGGGCUAAUAUCUCAGAGACAGUUGCCCCGAAAUGCUUAUUUUUGUUAAGGGGGCCUCUUGGACGUUGUUUUUCUUGAAUAUCCUGACAAAUCCCAAAAUUUCAGAAAUUUAAUUUUCAUGACGUCAUCACUUUAGAACUCUAUUAUUGGUCAUCCAGACUUUAUCUCAAGCUUUACACUAUCUUGAUUUAUUUUAAAAAAUUCUUUUACGGUUCUUGACGACCACAGCUUUUGUGUUGUCGAGGCUACUCUUCACACUGAUCGUUUCGCAAUCUUUAAGUCACUCCUUAAAUACCUACCAAGUACUGUUAUCAACGGGGUCCUGCUGGCAAAAAAAAUUAAAAAUCUAAUAAAUAAAAAAAAAAAAAAUGUAUAUAUAAAAAGAAAACGUGCACAAGGUUAAAACCGUUUAAGACUACAAUAAAAGUUACAAGUAAAAGUUAUCAUCAUCAUCAUCAUCAUCAUCAUCAUCAUCAUCAUCAUCAUCAUCAUUACUUUUCAUUUUUUAUGUUUUCAAAGAUAAUUUGCUAGCUAAGCUGGAAGCCUCUAAAAAGAAGUCGACUUCCUCAGCUUAUUCCACCACAGUGAGACCUCCGCCAAAAUCACCCAGUUCUACAUCACCUCCUCAGUCUCCGAACACCUCAUCCCCUGGCCAGGUCGCAACAAACUCUGCUGACCCUGUGAAAUCCUCGGAGUCAUACAAGUUUAGCCACACCUGUGGGGCCAAUAUUGCUGUGAUGUGUGCCGGAAAGAAGGCAAAAAGAAUCGAGUAAGAAAUGAACCUCUUGAUGAAACGUCAACUGCAAAACUGUUUUCACUGAUCAUGAUGCUUUUGCAUUUGCUUCUUUGAUUAGACCAUUGGUUUAUCAAUUUAACCCAUAUAGGUUUUAGUAUCAGUAGGACUCUCAUCUAUCAGUUUUAUUUUAAUGGCGCUAUAAGGACAAUAACCUACUGACCCAAGUCGAAAACUUUUUCCCACUUAUUUAAGUAUUGGAAAAAAAAACCAAAAAAAAAAACAAACAAAGUUUUUCCGCCUUAAAAGUUUGAUGUGAAUGCAAUGAAUUUGUCCAAAAGUGACUGCAGAUGUUUCUGAGGGCUUAACUGAGGAUCCCCAAUACUAGGUAUUUCGGGAUACGAUUUACCUUUAAUUAUUUGAGACUCGGGACUCGGGAUUUUAAAUGCGCAUUACAUUAUAUAUUUGAAUGCUAUUUUGCGCCUAAUAAAUAAUUUAUUAUUAAUCAUUACUAUUAUUAUUAUCGGGAUGAGAUUCGGAAUUGAAAGUAAGCACAGGAGGUGGGAUGCCAAAAGGAACUCUGGGGAUGAUGGGAUUGCACGAAAUUUCGGGUCGGGAUAACGGGAUUGAAGAACCCUAUUUGGGUUAUGUGAGAAAUAUUUCUCCCCUUCUUAAUGCGUCUUUUUUGCUUGUGCAUGGCUAAAGCUGCUUUAAAAUGCUGUUUGUUUUGAUAAACAGUGCUCUUCAGUGUUUCAAUCAAGGAGUUGUAGUGACAAGCCAGCCUCUGCAGGAUGAUGAAUUGUUUGAGGUUCGUUUGGACAGUAAAGUGCCCAAGUGGUUUGGAUCCCUGGACAUUGGUGCCACAACUGUUCCUGCUGAUCAGUUGCAGUUCCCUUCAACAAUAACUUCCUGCUCACAAGGAACGACUUUUGCACUCACUUCUGAUAAAAUCGUCAAUAAUGGCAAAGAAAUGACCACGGUAUCUAAGAACUUGGACAAUUUGUCGGUAGGUCCUUUUAAGGGUAGCUCUAGUGAUAUCAUCUAGCCAGAAAACACUGGCAAACGAUUAACAAUCAGUGUAUUCUGGUGGGUCAGGUGAGUAGUUAAAGUAACAUAUUUUAAGGCUGUAAGAAGACAGAAGCUGGUAAAACUUGUAAUGUUGUUACAUUUACCCUUCUAAAAACUAAAUUUGUGCUGCAAUAGUCUUAUCAUAGACUUGUGCUUUCACAUUGUAUUUAAUCUGUGGCUUCCUCCGAUGAAUUUGUUAUCAGCUUGUAUCUUAUCUUGUGCGUGAAGGGUUUAGUGAUUAAAAAUCGAAAGAGAGCCGAGGAGGUCUCUUAUGUUAGGAACAAAUCACACCUCGUUAGAGACAGUCAAACCUCUGUUUCAUCUCACUCCAACAAGCCUGUGCUCUCCUGAAUUUGGGUUCAUAUCCUGAACCUUCAUUCCUCGGUACUCCCCCCUUUUUUUUAGCUCUGCAUCGCUAUUUUGCAAACUAAACCCACAUUCCACUAUUUCCUAAAGGAAUAAAAGCCAAGAUGCUAUGACUCGCCUGUCCCCCCCCCCGCCCCCCGUAAGGCAGUCCAAGAUAGUCUUGGAUUCUGAAUACCACGCUGUGGAUUCCGGAUCAGUCCAGGUACUGGAUUUCAGUCUAUGUCAGUUGAACUUAAAUUCUGGAAUCUGGAUUCCUUGAGCUGCAUGCUGCAUCCCGGAUUCCAAAGCCAAGGAUUCCGGAUUUCAGAAGCAAAAAUUUCCCGGAUUCCCGGAAUCCAGAUUCCCUUACAUGAGUCAGUGUUGUCCUUUUUGAUGUAAGUUGGAUGUGAUGAUGCAGCUCUUUCCUUGUGUUGAUUUUGAAAGUUUGUUUUCAUUAACAGGUAGGUGACCGCGUGGGGGUCAUGAGAAAGUCGGACGACACCUUACAUUUUUUCAUUAACGGAGUGGAUGUUGGAAAGCGCAUAAAAACUAUCCCUCCUGUACUUUACGGAGUAGUAGAUGUGUUUGGCCAGACAGAGGAAGUGACUAUAACUGGUAUGCAAAUACGCUGUCACUGUUAAUAACCAAUGGUGGAUCUAGGAUAGAGAAAGGGUCGAUGGGGUCUAGAUCCCGGUCUGAGUAUUAUUUAAAGUGCUUGAUAAACUAAGUACAUUAAAAUAAAAACUGAAAUAACUACCCCCCGAAGAGUUGCUUCCUGAAAACCAUCAUAGGGUUACUUAAUAAUAACACUUGCGUUUUACUUUAUCUAUUGACCAUGGAGCUUGAUGUCCAGAUUUCGUUACAAUUCGUUUAUGAAGUACUAGAAUACCAUCAAAGAAUUUUAACUAGUAGAAGUAGAGUAUCACGCGUACUGCGCAUGAAAGCAAACGUCUGCGUUGUAGAAACUAAUGUGUAAAGGCGUCGAAGGACAUAAAUUAUCGGGUUCAAUUAAUAGUGUGGUCAAGUUGGAUCCCCACGGUACAAAAAUUCCUGGAUCGCCAUGCUUACGCAUCUUAGCAAACUGCCGCUCAUUUUCACCUUGCAUUGGUGGCCUCUAGUACUUCUCAUUUCGUCACCGCCGCUACAAAAUUUUCAUGUCGUUCUUCCAACAAAAAAAUGUCUCCUUUGUUUUUAUCUCUCGCUCUAAAUCCCUUUCGCCCUUUUUCUCGUUGAGCUUCGCUGGCCUGCCGCCCAUUUUUUUUUCUUUCUCUUGCUCUAUAUUCCAAAUUUGUGGACAUGACAAUUUAUGUAAGCUUAAUACUUUAGACAACACGGAUACAGAAACAAUUUCCGCUUUCCGUUUUCGUUUUUUUAUGACUCUUUUGUUGUCUCUGCUGGUUUACAAGACGCCGGUGGCUAUGCGAUUUCCCGCCAGAAUAACCUCGAGUUGCAUUUGGGUUACCAUACCUGUUGAUUGAGUUAUUUCACAUUGGUAUGCCUGUGGUGCGGACGGACGGUCUCUUGGUGUACGGUCACGUGAUUACCAAAUUUUCUCGGAUAGGUAGAUUACUUCAUUUUCUUACCCAUGGUGCUCCGCUGGCGCUCUUCGCUAUAAGGUUCCGAAAAACGGGCAACAAAAAAAAUGCAACUUGUCUUGCAACAUUGCUGUUAAACGAAUUGAAAAGUAAUGUUGGGCUGCUACCACCCGCUCAGACCUGUUAAGAACCAGAUUGUUUGUAACACAGGUUUGAUGUGGGUGGUAAAACGCGCAACAUCGCUAUUCAACUCGUUCUGCAGCAAUGCUGCAAGACAAGUUGCACGUUUUUUGUUGCCCGUUUUUCCGUGACCUUUAGCACCGCUCUUUAUCUUUCAGGUGGUACAGCGGAAACACAAACAAGCAACCAAGACCAAGUAGAUGCUGUUUCAGUGAUGGUUCGAAUGAACAACACCAUAAACAUCUUAAAAGAAGGGUCAUACGAAGAUAUUCUGGCCGUAGUGGAAAAAGUGGCCAAAGACAUUCUACAACCCUAUGAAGAAACAGAUGAUCGGGAACUCCGACAAAAGUAUGGUGAUCAUUUGGCUGAAAUUAAUGCUCCAUUGCAUCUGACGAAACUUCUACAACGCUUAAUGGACAUGGGUAUGGAGACCAAGAAUGGCUGGCUUGGGAUGUUGGUGGUUCGUAGCGUAUUCUGGAACUACUCAGAUGCCAGUUUAAGAAUGGCUAGAGGGCUUGGUCGAAGUGGCUUGUUGAAGAUUGUAUUAAAUGAUCUCGACACUUAUGGUGCCAGGAGUUUUAAAAAUGAGGCGAGUCCAGAAUUUGUCAUGUUUCUAAAUGAGAAGAUUAAGCUUUUCAUUGACAAGGUUUUUUUGUGUCACAGAGGAAACCUUUAAAAAUUGGCAAAGUCAUUUAGAUUGCGUUUCGAAAAUUGUGCCUAGAAACAAAUGAACUCUACCUUCAACGUUUACUUUCCGAUAAAACUAUGAUUUCAAAAGUGAUUCCCAAAGUAUGAUUUUUAAAUUCAAGUUCGGGCUUUUGUUCGUAACGUUAUGAACAGAGUCAAAUUCAGAAGGAUUUGUGUGGAGUCAUCAGAACAUAAUAGGGCUAAUGUAUCACAGAAAGUUUGUUCCAAAAUGCUAGUUUUUGGCAAGUACGCAUUUUUGAUGUUGUUCUUUCAGAAUAUCCCUACAAAUAUCCCAUAAUUUCACUAAUUUAGUUUUUAUGACGUCAUACUUAAGGGUAGGCUUGAUUAGCGCCGCUAUCUUGCGUCAUCGAGUCUAACUUCAAGAUGCUUUUAUGGGAUGUAAAAAAUGUUUGCAGGUAGUUAAUCGAUAGGAAAUAAGUAAAUUAAGGGAAGGAUAAGUAAAUUCGAUUUUUCUUCUUUAAAACAAAUAAGGAAAUAAAUUGAUUAAUUGCUCGUUUUUCAUCGAACAGAAAAGAAAAGAUCUCAUUUGUUCCGCCAUCAACAUCCUGCACAACUGUGCCAAGGCUUCAGAGAAUCGCCAGAUUCUCUGUGAACUUCGUGCACUAGAGAGAAUUGCACCAUUCCUUAAGGCAGAUGAUAUGGGAGUCGUUGUAGUGGCCACUUUGACGCUUUCAUAUAUAGCUUCUGAUGAACAGAAGAAGCUAUUAGAAGCAGAAAGUAGGGUAUGUCCUUUUAUUUCCACUAACAGUAGAAAACAAAAUAUUGCAGUGUAAUGUAAAAAUGGUAUUAAAUUUGUAAAUGCAGCGUGCAAAGAAAGUAGUGUCCGAUAGCCCGGGGCUGGUGGAUUUUGCUAUCGGGCUAGUGAAUUCUGUUAUAAUAACUUGCCCUUCGGGCAAGUGAAGUUUUUUUGAGGAAUUCAAAUUACAGAAGAACUGUGGAAUCAAUCUGCUCAUCGAACGUUUUCGGGGCUAGUUGAAAUGAUGUUUGGGCUAGUAAAUGUUAGCUUCAGCUUGCCCGAAUGGCAAGCCGUAAAAAUGACUUUCUUUGCACCCUGAAAUGGUUAUUCUUUUUUUUCUGAUUUCAGCAAUAACGGAAUAUUAAAAGAAAUCAGUAGCAUUCAUUAGAAACGGUCGCCUACGUUCUUGGUUGUUUUUUUGGAAUUGCUGGCGAAGAUGCUUAUAAUUAAAUGCAAUUUAAUAAGAAACGCCUGUGUUUGUUAUUUCAGGUAUUAAGCUAUAUUCUUGGUAUGUUGCGCAAUGCCUUAGAUCAGCCAGACCUGCGCGGUAGAUCAGAAGGUUCGAGUUGGUCAGCUCAGGAAAUUGCUGUUGGCCUGGGUAAUUUGCUUUUCAAUGAAAGGAACCUGGAGACUAUGCUGGACCGAGACGUUGUUGCACUGCUAGUUUCGCUCAUUGGUAAAGGCGGAAUCAUUGAAAAGGAAUGUGCUGCAAACUCAUUGUGGAUCAUUGCAAAGAAUUCCAAAGGGAAAGCCAAAAUAAAAGAAAGCGCGAGCGCAAUGGAAGAGCUAUCGCGCACAAGCAAAAGUGCGAACCAAGCUGUCCAGGAGGCUGCCAAAAGAGUUCUUUUGGAGCUCAGAGAAACUGCAUACAGACAAGGUAACCCAAACGUAACAUUUAGUUAA